Medicago truncatula (barrel medic) is the source of this 1278-nucleotide messenger RNA. RefSeq names its product GATA zinc finger domain-containing protein 14. Lineage: Eukaryota; Viridiplantae; Streptophyta; Magnoliopsida; Fabales; Fabaceae. The coding region runs from base 1 to 1278 and encodes 425 amino acids. The record is from RefSeq and is a predicted model, not a curated record. The transcript is spliced from 2 exons.
AUGGUGAAUAAUUUUUGGGCUUUUCGUAGAGAAAUAGCAGAAAACAAUGACAAUAACCGUCCUGUUGAGCCUGAUACUCAAACUCGCAAUAACCAUCAAUCAGAAAAUGGUUACCUCACACCACCACAAACAAUGCUACAGAGACCCCAAAAUUAUCAUCUAAUGGGUGUCGACAAUUCAUCAACAAAUGGUUUUACUCAUCAUGUUCCGCAUUACUGUCAAACUCAUAGGAACCAUCAAUCAACAAAUGGUUACCUCACAACACCACAACUAGAAAGACCCCAAAAUCAUUUCAUGGGUGUCAACAAUUUCAACCAAGAGUGUUACCAGAGGAAUAACAGUGUUGAUGCUGCAACUCUGCCAAUGAGGAAUUUUCCCUUUUCUGCCAAUGAUACUACAUCAUUCAUAACAUCAUCUCGAUAUGGUCGAGCACUACCCUUAGGCUCAGGUCUAACGAGUAGCCCACAACAACAUAUGAGCUCACCCAACACUACUCUUCUUCCAUCUUAUCAUGCAAACUUAGCUCAAAAUUCCUCAUCCAAUACUGUUGGUUCCCAAGGUUUUUCAAAUUGGUCUCGAAAUUCUUCGAGACCAAUGAUUCGAAAUCAGAGGAACCAUCGAUAUCUUCCAUAUGGAGAGGGUUCAAAUCGUAGGAAUAGUUCUUUUUUAAUGAACAAUUCCAACCUUCGUCCAACUGGUCAUACGAAUAGAUUUCACAAUGUGAAUGAUGGCUCUAUUCCAAGCGCAACUCCUCCUCCAUGUAAUGAUUUGAACAUGAUUCUUUCUUCUGGAAAUGCUAACUGGGAUUCAACUUGUGAUACAUCAACGAGUCAUCGUGUGUUUGACAUUCGAGACAACGAAGCUGCGAAUAGAUCAACUCCUCCUCCAUUUUGUCCUAUUAACCGUAAUGACUUCAAUCCUCAUGCAAGGGUUGAUACUAAUAGAUUUCAUUUGAAUGAUGGCUCGAUACCAAUUACAACUCCUCCAGUUUGUCCUAUUAACACUGAGGACAUGAGCAUGUUUCUCUCUUCUGGUAAUGAUAAUUUGGAUUCAGCUCGUGAGACAUCAACGAGCCAUCGUGUGUUCGAAAUACGAGACACUGAUGUUUGGAGAAGGCCAAUGACUCCUCCUGAUAACUAUUUUGAAGCAAUACAAACUGAAAAGAAAGAGCAGCUUCUUUUCAAGGAUACAAUUCCUACAAGCUCAGUGACUGAAGCUGAUGAUGCAAAUGCAAAUGAAAAUGAUAAUGAGCAUUUGGAUCUCUCGCUUCAUCUCUAA